AUGCUUGUGAACGCAUACCAAGAUUUGGAUGCUCGUCGAGAGGUUGGGUCCUCUUCUAAAUCCAACACAGGUGAAUGGUUGAGAACUGGAGUGGAUGUUGUUGACUUAAGCAGCAGCAACAACAACAAUACAGAUAAAGCAAUCAAAAGACCAUUCUUGGAUUUGGGUGUCGUUUUUCCUACCAUCACCAAGAGGAACCAACCAACCACUUAUAUCCAUUCUGCUCCUGGUGUCUUCCACAGAGAUGUGAAACUACAGAACCUUUUGGUUGAUCCCCUCACUCAUCAGUGUAAGCUGUGUGAUUUUGGAAGUGCAAAAGUAUUGGUGAAAGGUGAACCAAAUAUAUCAUAUAUCUGCUCUCGGUAUUACCGAGCUCCAGAACUCAUCUUUGGGGCCACAGAGUCUACAUCCUCCAUAGAUAUAUUGUCUGCUGGUUUUGUUUUGGCAGAGCUCCUUCUUGGUCAGCCGUUAUUCCCCCAAAAUUCUGUGGACCAGCUAGUGGAGAUCAUCCAGGUUCUUGGUACUCCAACUCAAGAAGAAAUCCGAUGCAUGAAUCCAAACUUUACAGACUUUAGGUUCCCACAAAUCAAAGCUCAUCCAUGGCAUAAGGUAUUUUAUAUGCAUGUUACGUUUUCUAAUAAGCGGAUGCCUCCAGAAGACAUUGACCUUGCAUCUCGGCUUCUUCAACAUUCAUCGAGCCUACGUUGCACUGCGCUCGAAGCAUGUGCUCAUCCAUUUUUCAAUGAACUACGUGAGCCCAAUGCUCGUCUUCCAAACGACCGACCUCUACCACCGUUGUUCAACUUCAAACAAGAGUUAUCUGGAGCUUCCCCAGAGCUUAUAAACAGGUUAGUCCUAGAGCAUGUUAGGUGA
Molecule: messenger RNA, 873 nt
Organism: Eutrema salsugineum
Lineage: Eukaryota; Viridiplantae; Streptophyta; Magnoliopsida; Brassicales; Brassicaceae
Product: shaggy-related protein kinase zeta-like
Exons: 9
Coding region: 1-873 (290 amino acids)
Biological process (GO): protein phosphorylation; signal transduction
Cellular component (GO): cytoplasm
Molecular function (GO): ATP binding; protein serine/threonine kinase activity
Source: RefSeq, a predicted model, not a curated record